Colletotrichum godetiae is the source of this 335-nucleotide messenger RNA. RefSeq lists its product as uncharacterized. Bases 90 to 332 code for a protein of 80 amino acids. The transcript has a single exon. The record is from RefSeq and is a predicted model, not a curated record. Lineage: Eukaryota; Fungi; Ascomycota; Sordariomycetes; Glomerellales; Glomerellaceae.
CCCAUGUCCGCGAGUAGGUACCUGAUCUCUCAAUUCCAGACGAGCGACAUCACCACCACUUCCCAUUGACCAGAGUCUGGGAACGAGACAUGCCCUCCAGUAUGCUUCGUCUGCUUAGUAUCUUCCAUCGGACGGCCACAUCGUCUCAUUACGAAGCAAGAACAAGCCUAAUAUAUCUCCCCUGUUGGUCGGAACUUCACUCAGUCGGAUACUGGCGGUUCAAACUCAAGCUCAUCCAUUUUACUUCCCUCAUCGUGCCACAAAGGAAUAAAAAGCCCAUUUCCUUCACCGUUUUCGUCAGGAUUUCAUUUCGUCACAUCAUCAAAAGGUAGAAU